This is a messenger RNA of Cantharellus anzutake, 1465 nucleotides long. RefSeq names its product Metallo-dependent hydrolase. Bases 222 to 1256 code for a protein of 344 amino acids. The record is from RefSeq and is a predicted model, not a curated record. Gene Ontology annotation, biological process: inosine biosynthetic process; adenosine catabolic process. The transcript has 6 exons. Gene Ontology annotation, molecular function: adenosine deaminase activity. NCBI's taxonomy places the organism in Eukaryota, Fungi, Basidiomycota, Agaricomycetes, Cantharellales, Hydnaceae.
CCGGCAGGGGUUGUAAUAAGAUUGCAUGCAUCGACUCGCAACCCAAUUGCACGUACAGCGAGAUAUCAACAAUGCGGACGUCAAGAAAAAAAGCUUAAGGUAUGGAGGUGUGAGGCGUGAAAACCUCACCUCGUUCCAGGAAUGUGUUAUAUUAUGCAUGCCGUUUGCCCCGACUCAGCGUGACACCCGAACUGCCUCAAAGCAUCAGCUGUAGCCAAUCAAUGACAGGGCUCUCAGCACAAGCCUUCGAGUCACUGCAGCCUCACCAAAAAAGUUUUCUUCGCUCUUUGCCAAAGGCGGAAUUACACGCACACCUCAAUGGAUGCAUACCUCUCGAUUGUUUGACCACACUCGCCCUAAACACACUAAGGAACGACGAAACCCAGCCUUCCUUGGUUCAAGAGGGUCUUCGAAUCCUAAAAGCAGGCGUUACCCUGAAUCGGAUCGAGGAAGCCUUUGAUCUGUUCCCAGCUAUCCAUCACAUCACAUCGACACCAGAAGCCAUUGCUUCUGCCACAUCGGCUGUGCUAGACUCUUUCCUGGAGCCCAUUUCGCUAGGUGUCCCCCCCCAAUGUGCCUACAUAGAGCUUAGAACGACCCCUCGGUCGUCAGCCUUCAUGUCCAGGGAAGAGUAUCUCUCAGCUGUUUUAGGAGAGGUCGUGAAGCGGGAUGGUAAAGCCUCUCUGAUCGUGAGCGUUGAUCGACGGAUGUCUCCACAGGACGCAGCAGAGUGCAUCAGCCUCGCGAUCCACCUACGUGAUUCUGGUCAACCUAUUGUUGGAAUCGACCUGUGUGGUAAUCCCUCGUCCGGUGAUAUGAAAGCGUUUCAUACGCUCAUGGACACAGCUCGUAGGGCCCAACUCCCUUUAACCGCCCAUAUUGCUGAGACGGAGAACUCUGCAGAAGACACCACUGAAAUACUUUCGUGGAGCCCUCGACGACUGGGGCAUGCAACAUUCUUGGAUACUGACGCAACUCUGAAAGUUUUCAAUGAGAAGAUACCUAUUGAAAUAUGCCUGUCGUCAAACCUCUGUUGUAAGACAGUCAAGACUCUGUCAGUUCAUCACCUUCGUUCUUGGUUGGAACGAGAUCACCCCGUCAUCAUUUGUACCGAUGACACCUUACCAUUUGAGACAAAUCUUGUGGCUGAGUACGCCUUGCUCCUAGCGCAGCCGCCUCUGGGACUUGGGUUCGACGAAGAAAAAGUGCGACGAAUUGCUCGAAUGGGAUUCGAAUACCGGUUCCCACGAAAGUAAGAGGUUCCUAGCGCGAGUGUUUGAUUUCUUGCACAUAGUCGUACGCUGUGGCCGACUCACGCUGUUGAGGAGUCUUGCUGUUGGAGUGUAUAUGGUUUCCUCAACUUCAUAAGUUUCUGUUCCAAACUUGUCGCUUUCUAAAUACGAGUGUAGAUUUAACUUGUUUGUGCUCUUCAUUGUUAUCGCAUUAAUCAACAGCCUAAAGAGUC